CGAGGAAGAUGUCGAGCCCAGGCAUCAACGGCGACCCCAAGCCUCCAUGCUUGCCUCGAAAUGGUCUGGUGAAGCUGCCAGGCCAGCCCAAUGGCCUGGGUGCAGCCAGCAUCACCAAGGGCACGCCAGCUGCCAAGAACCGCCCCUGCCUGCCACCACCCCCACCUAGCCUCCCACCACCCAACCUGGCCACCCCACUUGCCCGGGCUGUCCUGUCUGGGGGUCCCCCAGCAAGUGGUCCAGCGUCAGCUCUGGUCCCUGGGCCCCCAGAAGAACGGCCACCUCUGGCCACAGAUGAGAAGAUUCUCAGUGGCCUCUUCUGGUACUUCUCGGCAUGCGAGAAGUGCGUGCUGGCUCAGGUGUGUAAGGCCUGGCGGCGUGUGCUUUACCAGCCCAAGUUCUGGGCAGGCCUCACACCAGUGCUGCAUGCCAAGGAGCUCUACAACGUGCUGCCAGGUGGUGAGAAGGAGUUCGUGAACCUGCAGGGCUUUGCUGCAAGAGGCUUUGAGGGCUUCUGCUUGGUUGGCGUCUCUGACCUGGACAUCUGUGAGUUCAUCGACAACUAUGCGCUCUCCAAGAAGGGUGUCAAGGCCAUGAGCCUUAAGCGCUCCACCAUCACUGAUGCUGGCCUAGAGGUUAUGCUGGAGCAGAUGCAGGGUGUGGUGCGUCUGGAGCUGUCAGGUUGCAACGACUUCACUGAGGCAGGGCUGUGGUCCAGCCUCAGCGCCCGCAUCACUUCACUGAGCGUGAGUGACUGCAUCAAUGUGGCGGACGAUGCCAUCGCGGCCAUCUCACAGCUGCUGCCCAACCUGGCUGAGCUGAGCCUGCAGGCCUACCAUGUUACGGACACGGCACUGGCCUACUUCACAGCGCGCCAGGGCCACAGCACCCACACACUGCGCCUGCUCUCCUGCUGGGAGAUCACCAACCAUGGUGUGGUCAAUGUGGUACACAGCUUGCCCAACCUCACCUCGUUAAGCCUCUCAGGCUGCUCCAAGGUCACAGACGAUGGCGUUGAGCUCGUGGCCGAGAACCUGCGCAAACUGCGCAGCCUCGACCUCUCGUGGUGUCCACGCAUCACAGACAUGGCGCUAGAGUACGUGGCCUGCGAUCUUCACCGCCUAGAGGAGCUUGUGCUGGACAGGUGUGUACGCAUCACGGACACUGGCCUCAGCUACUUGUCCACCAUGUCGUCCCUCCGCAGCCUCUACCUGCGAUGGUGCUGCCAGGUGCAGGACUUCGGGCUGAAGCACCUCCUGGCCAUGAGGAGUUUGCGUCUCUUGUCCCUGGCAGGCUGCCCGCUGUUGACCACCACGGGGCUGUCAGGCCUGGUGCAGCUGCAGGAGCUGGAGGAGCUGGAGCUGACCAACUGCCCUGGAGCCACCCCCGAGCUCUUCAAGUACUUCUCGCAGCAUUUGCCCCGCUGCCUGGUCAUCGAGUAGCGCGGAGCUCCCCGCCCCGGAACCGGGAACCCAGCCAUGCUCUGGGCGGGACGUGAGGCGUCGCGUAGCCCUCUCUUCACCCC
Otolemur garnettii (small-eared galago) is the source of this 1525-nucleotide messenger RNA. It is a transcript of the gene FBXL16, whose product is annotated as F-box and leucine rich repeat protein 16. The coding region runs from base 9 to 1442 and encodes 477 amino acids. Gene Ontology annotation, biological process: SCF-dependent proteasomal ubiquitin-dependent protein catabolic process. NCBI's taxonomy places the organism in Eukaryota, Metazoa, Chordata, Mammalia, Primates, Galagidae. Gene Ontology annotation, cellular component: SCF ubiquitin ligase complex. The record is from RefSeq and is a predicted model, not a curated record. Gene Ontology annotation, molecular function: protein binding. The transcript has 5 exons.